GAUGCAGAUUGUUUAGAUGUUGACUGGAGCGGGGUUUGGAUACAUAUAUGGCUUUUUGUGGGGAAUCAUGUUCUAGGCGCGUAUCGACAACAAGCUCGGAGAUAGUAGAAUAGCUGUGGAUCCGACGCAGGCCGCUGGGCCUGUUGUAGCGCUCUGUUUUGUUUCAUAUUGCGCGGGUUUCAUCCUAGCUGCUGCGUUACUAAGGUUUAACGUUACAUUUCAUUGCACACUGAAUUAUUUUCUGUUCAGUGUCCGUACAUCAAGCAACUGCUGCUGUUCUCGAUCAAAGUUAAUGUCCAUUCAGAUGACCGAAGCUACACCGCCAAAUGGUUAGCUAGCUAGCUUAUUAGCCAAAUGUAGGACAUUGCUAGCUUAAGUUAGCUCAGUUUGGCAAUCGUCAACCGAGCCGGCAAGUCAGCUAACAUUACAGCACUGUAACGCUUGAGCAAUAACGUUGCCUAUUUAAUACUGGUAGUUACUACUUGUUAGGUGCUGUGGAAAUUAGCCUUAUUGCAUGCCAUGGAUAUAAUUAAACAGCAAUGUUAUUGUCGAGUCGUGCACCGAUUCGUUUAUCCUCCCAUUCAUUGAUCUUAUCAGCAGCUACAGUCCAUGGAGUUGGUAACAUUAACGUUACAGGGGAUAUUGGAUGCAAAUAAACCUGUCUGGCUGCAGUUAAUGACUUAAUGAAUUUUGACUCGUGUUUUGUAAUUCAGUCCAAGUCUCUCUCAAAGAAACCAAUUGUGUGUUUGACAGACCUGUACAAAUGAAUAUUCCAUAUAUCAGCUGCCCACCAUGAAUCAAGUGAGCAGGUUGUCCCCAUUAACCUGCUUCAGUGACAUUGUACCGUGGAUCCAGCUGUAUAGACCAGGUGGCCGAUAAUGGACGAGCACAUCGUUCACCAAACAGAACACAUGACCACGAUCGAGGCCAGCGCCGUCAGCCAACAGGUCCAGCAGGUACAUGUGGCCACCUUUACUGAGACAUCCAUGAUGAGCGCUGAGGAAGACUCAACGUCCUCACCAGAUGAUGAUCCUUAUGACGACACGGACAUCCUCAACUCGGCUGGCACUGAUGAGGUCACCGCCCACCUGGCUGCCGCAGGGCCAGUAGGCAUGGCAGCUGCUGCUGCCGUGGCAACUGGUAAGAAAAGAAAGAGGCCUCAUAUCUUUGAAUCCAACCCCUCCAUCCGCAAGAGGCAGCAGACUCGUCUGCUCAGGAAACUGCGAGCCACCCUGGAUGAGUACACCACCAGAGUGGGCCAACAGGCCAUAGUGCUGUGUAUCUCUCCCUCUAAACCCAACCCUGUGUUUAAGGUGUUUGGUGCUGCUCCUCUGGAGAAUGUGGUGAGGAAGUAUAAGAACAUGAUUUUGGAAGAUCUGGAGAACGCUUUGGCUGAACAUGCCCCUGCUGGUGGAGAGCUGGCCUCAGAGCUGCCCCCCCUCACCAUUGAUGGCAUCCCUGUCUCUGUGGACAAGAUGACCCAGGCCCAGCUGCGAGCGUUCAUCCCAGAGAUGCUGAAGUACUCGACAGGCCGAGGGAAGCCUGGCUGGGGUAAGGAGAGCUGCAAGCCGGUGUGGUGGCCUGAGGACAUCCCUUGGGCCAACGUCCGCAGUGACGUCCGCACAGAGGAGCAGAAACAGAGGGUGUCUUGGACGCAGGCAUUGCGGACCAUCGUUAAGAACUGCUACAAGCAGCAUGGCCGUGAGGAUCUGUUGUAUGCUUUUGAAGACCAACAGAUAACCACGACAACCACCACCCAGCACCACCUGACCACGCAGAAUAUCGCUCACCUUGUGCCCUCACAAACUGUGGUACAGACCAUCAACAACCCUGAUGGAACCGUCUCGCUCAUCCAGGUUGGCACGGGACACACAGUUGCCACCCUGGCAGAUGCCUCAGAGCUGCCCGGUGUGACGGUGGCGCAGGUCAACUACUCCACUGUGACUGAUGGAGAGGUGGAGCAAAACUGGGCCACCCUGCAGGGCGGUGAGAUGACAAUCCAAACCACUCAGGCCUCAGAGGCCACGCAGGCAGUAGCAUCUCUGGCUGAAGCCGCUGUCGCUGCCAGUCACGAGAUUCAGCCUGGAGCCACCGUCACAAUGGCUCUCAACAGUGAGGCAGCAGCCCAUGCUGUAGCGACGUUGGCAGAGGCCACUCUACAAGGCGGAGGGCAGAUUGUCCUGGCAGAGACAGCAGCUGCUGUUGGGGCUCUGGCAGGGGUUCAAGAUGCCACAGGUCUGGUACAGAUCCCGGUCAGCAUGUACCAAACUGUAGUGACCAGUCUGGCCCAGGGCAACCGGCCUGUCCAGGUUGCCAUGGCACCUGUCGCCACACGCAUAGAUAACACUGUCACACUGGACGGCCAGGCGGUGGAGGUUGUGACCCUGGAGCAAUGACAAUUACGACCCUGGAAGGAGUAGAAGCCACUGAAUGGCCACCUUGGAGAUUUGUUAAUUCUACUGUUUUCCAAGACAUCACGCUCUGUACAAAGUCAAAUAUAUUUUUAAAUGUACAUCUGCAGGGGAAGUAAAAGUGAGUUAUCAAUGCAUUGUGUUUACUAUGUAAAGAUAUUGCUUUUGUUGGUGUAAUUUUUCUCCCAUUUAGCGUCAUGUUUGUUUUUGUUUUGUUUUUUUAGCUCUGUGAUGUUGAGUAUUUAGUAUUUAUUUCUUUACAAUUAACCUUUACUUAAAACAAAGAUGAACCAAAAAGCCUGGGAGGAAAGCCACCACUGCUUCACCCAGAGUGUGUAACUGUCACUGUUCUGGAUUUUCAUAAUCGUCUGUGUUUGACUGUUUAGUUUUUAGGAUGCAUUUACAAUUCAGUGCCAUAGUCAGAAAUCACUCCUCUCUGUUUCCCAUAUCCUUGAUCACUAUUCUAAAUUUCACUCUUUCAACCUCAACUCACCUAAAACUAUGUUAGUGUACAGAACAAAGACACUCCCAGACAUUUCUCACAUUAGAUGAUGAAAUAUUAUGUUGAAAUACUGUCUUUUCGUGUGCUUUUCCCUGUGCUGUUUUACUGUAGUCCACGCACAUGCCAAGAUUUGUGAAGACUCAGGAUAUACAUCAAGGUGUUUUUUACUGCUGGACUGCUGAGCUGACUUCCUGAAGCAGCCAUUUUGUCUACCAAAUCCGUUCAUUUACAGUGCAUGGGUAGGAGCAUCCCUUGGUAUGUUAUUUUUUUAACAUGAACUCCUUUGUAUGUCACUUACGACUCGGUGGUCUGCAUCACUUUGUAUAUCACAUGAAGUUAGUCAUACUUGGACAUGAGCAGCAGUAUUUGUGAUGCAAAUAUCAAAAAAGCAUUUCUUCAAAUCUUACAACAAAAAAAACAUUGCUUGCCAAGAAUCGACAGAGUUCGAUGCAGCUGUAACAUUUGGUUGAACUCACCACUAUUUAAAAAAUUAAGUCCAAUAAAAUUGCUGCUGUUUACCAUUCA
Siniperca chuatsi (mandarin fish) is the source of this 3438-nucleotide messenger RNA. RefSeq names its product nuclear respiratory factor 1 (gene nrf1). Gene Ontology annotation, cellular component: nucleus. The transcript has 12 exons. Gene Ontology annotation, biological process: regulation of transcription by RNA polymerase II. Bases 879 to 2396 code for a protein of 505 amino acids. Gene Ontology annotation, molecular function: RNA polymerase II cis-regulatory region sequence-specific DNA binding; DNA-binding transcription factor activity, RNA polymerase II-specific. Lineage: Eukaryota; Metazoa; Chordata; Actinopteri; Centrarchiformes; Sinipercidae. The record is from RefSeq and is a predicted model, not a curated record.